Morus notabilis is the source of this 2215-nucleotide messenger RNA. RefSeq names its product pescadillo homolog. NCBI's taxonomy places the organism in Eukaryota, Viridiplantae, Streptophyta, Magnoliopsida, Rosales, Moraceae. The coding region runs from base 38 to 1840 and encodes 600 amino acids. The record is from RefSeq and is a predicted model, not a curated record. Gene Ontology annotation, cellular component: PeBoW complex; nucleolus. Gene Ontology annotation, biological process: maturation of LSU-rRNA from tricistronic rRNA transcript (SSU-rRNA, 5.8S rRNA, LSU-rRNA); ribosome biogenesis. The transcript has 13 exons. Gene Ontology annotation, molecular function: RNA binding.
CUCUCUCUCUCUCUCUCUCUCAGAGCGUCCACUUACCAUGGGAAAGCCGAAGCAUUACAGGCCCCCUGGUAAGAAAAAGGAAGGAAACGCCGCUAGGUACGUCACCAGGUCGCAGGCUGUCAAGCUUCUUCAAGUCAGUCUUCCCGUUUUCAGGAAGUUAUGCAUUCUUAAGGGUAUCUUCCCGCGGGAGCCGAAGAAAAAGGUUAAAGGAAACCACCACACUUAUUAUCACUUGAAGGAUAUUGCCUUUCUUCAGCAUGAGCCCUUGCUUGAGACGUUUAGAGAUUUAAGGGCUUAUGAGAAGAAGAUAAAGAAAGCCAAGGCAAAGAAGAAUGAGAAACGUGCAAAGCAGCUAGAAGUACGUAGACCCAAUUACAAACUUGAUAGACUUAUUAGAGAGAGGUAUCCAAAAUUUGUCGAUGCGCUCAGAGAUUUGGACGACUGUCUUACAAUGGUACACCUGUUUGCUGCUUUACCUGCAUUAGAGAGGGAAAAAGUUGAAGUAAAGCGUGUCCAUAACUGUCGAAGGUUGAGCCAUGAAUGGCUGGCAUAUAUUUCUCGGACUCACAAGUUGCGUAAGGUCUUUGUAUCUGUUAAAGGCAUAUAUUAUCAGGCAGAAGUACAAGGGCAAAAGAUUACAUGGUUAACCCCUCAUGCCAUGCAGCAAGUGUUAACUGAUGACAUUGAUUUCAAUGUCAUGCUAACAUAUUUAGAAUUCAAUGAGACGCUUCUUGCCUUUGUGAAUUGUCAUCUAUAUAAUUCCAUAAAUGUGAGAUAUCCACCAAUUCUUGAUCCUCAGUUGGAAGCUUUGGCAGCAGAUCUUUAUGCAUUAUCAAGGUGGUUUGCUGCUGGCUCCAGAGCUUCCAAGUUAGAUCCUCAGCCUUCUAGUUUGUCUGGAUCUGAAGAGGGUCAGGGGACUGCACUUAAAGAGUCUGAAUUAAGACUAGCCCAACUUCAGCAUCAACUCCCUUCCAAUGAACCCGGUGCGUUAAUGCACCUUGUGGAAGAUGUUGCUGGUGAUGAGGAAGAAGAGGAUGAAGAUACAAGGGAAUGCAAGAAACUCUUCAGAAAUAUGAAAUUCUUCUUGAGCCGUGAGGUUCCUCGAGAGUCAUUGCUGUUUGUUAUUCAUGCUUUUGGUGGCACGGUGUCCUGGGAAGGAGAGGGAGCUCCAUUCGAUGAAAACGAUGAUGGUAUUACUUAUCAGAUUGUCGACAGGCCAACACAGACUCACAGAAUCCUUUCUAGAGAAUAUGUUCAACCACAGUGGAUAUGUGACUGUGUAAAUGCAAGGAUCAUUUUGCCCACUGAAGGUUAUUUGGUUGGCAGGGUUCCACCAUCGCACUUGUCGCCUUUUGUUGACAAUGAUGCAGUAGGUUACGUCCCAGACUAUGCCGAGACCAUUAAACGCUUGCAGGCUGCGGCCAAAAAUCAAGUCCUUCCAUUCCCAGGCGUCGGCGAAGAAGAUAUAGAAGAUCCACAGAGUUUACUGGCAGAAGGUGUUAUUGAUAGAGCAGAGGCUAAUAAAGCUGCUGAGAGAAAGCAAAAGAUAAUGACCCUUGAGAAGCAGUAUCAUGAUGAACUAAAGAUGGAACUUCAGGGUGUCUCAUAUUCAUCGUCGACAUCGAAGCAGGUUUCUGUUGAGGAAACGGAAGUUAGGGAGGAAUCUCUUCCUGACGCUGAACAAAUUGCUCAGGAUACCGCAAACAUGUCGAAAGUUGUUAUGUCCCGUAAAAAGAGACGGCUUUAUGAAGCUAUUGAGAUUGGCAAACAACGAAAGCGGGACGAGAUCAAUCUUCUUAAAGAACGGAAGAAAAAUAAUAGAGUCUCUCAGAAAUCAUAGAGUUGAAGUGGUUCGCAAAUUUUGGGCUUUUAUAUAUUUACAUGUCGACUUCUGUAAUAUUAGAAGAAGAAAAAACAAGUCUUGUCGUUGGUGGACACUAUUGCUGCUUUAUUUUGAAAUUAAAAUUAUUCUUGGCGAUUACAUUUAUGUACGUGCCUGAAGUGCUUUCUUUCAUUAGAGGCUAGAUUAAGGUGCUUUUGCACCCUCGUAUUUUGAACUUUGGCAUUCAUAUGAGGUAGCCAUGCUCAUUUGGAUAAUGCUCUAACAACUCAAUUGGAAGACAUUGUUGACGAAAAAGUACUGGGGUGAGUGUGAAUUUUGAGUUGAGAUGGUAUUUUGAAUACAUUAUUAUGAACAAUCUAUUUACUCUUUAAA